CAUGCCUCUGCCUUGAUGGCGGCACUUUCCGGCGCGUUCGUGUGGGACGAGGAGAGGAUCCAGGAGGAGGAGUUGCAGAGAUCCAUUGAUGAGAUGAAACGGUUGGAGGAAAUGUCAAGUACAUUUCGGAGCUCUGGAGUUGACCACCACCCUCCAGAACCAAAAUCCCAAACAGAAAGGGAUGAAGAUUCAGGAGGCAAAGAGCACCUGUGGGAAAUGGGGAUGGAUAAGAAACACUUCAAGCUGUGGCGGCGCCCCAUUACAGGCACCCCCCUUUACCAGUACAGAGUUUUUGGAACCUACACAGAUGUGACACCUCGGCAGUUCUUCAGUGUUCAGCUGGAUACAGAGUAUAGAAAAAAGUGGGACGCCCUGGUGAUCAAGCUGGAAGUGAUCGAGAGGGAUGUGGUGAGUGGUUCUGAGGUUCUUCACUGGGUAACCCAUUUUCCUUAUCCAAUGUACUCAUGGGAUUAUGUUUAUGUUUGGCGGUAUAGUGUGGAUGAGGAAAACAACGUGAUGGUGUUGGUGUCACGGGCCGUGGAGCACCCUAGUGUGCCAGAGUCUCCAGACUUUGUAAGGGUCACAUCAUAUGAAUCCCAAAUGGUUAUCCGUCCCCACAAGUCAUUUGAUGAAAAUGCCUUUGACUACUUGCUGACGUACAGUGACAAUCCCCAGACGGUGUUUCCUCGCUACUGUGUGUGUUGGAUGGUUUCCAGUGGCAUGCCAGAUUUCCUGGAGAAGCUGCACAUGGCCACUCUGAAAGCCAAGAACAUGGAGAUCAAAGUAAAGGACUAUACCUCAUCUAAGCCUCUGGAAGUGGGUAGUGAAACCAAGGCCACCGCCCCAUCUUCUGAGCAGAAGAGCGAGGGUAGCUGUGGCCCUGCCCGGAUUGAGUACGCCUGAAGGACUUUCAGAUAAGCAGGGACAGGCUGCUUCUAGCCCCGUCUCCGUGUCUUAUCACUCACUCUGUUGCAGAACAAACAGGACGUGUAUUUGAAGGUGUCUGCUGUAACCACCAGUGCAAGAUAAUUCAAUACUGGUGUCUGGUCUUGUUCAGAGCCCUACUACACUUUAUUAAAACAGAAGAAGGAGGCAUCCGAGGGGGCAUCGUCAUAUUCUCAGGCCAAGCAUUUGGAAAUUUGGUGUUUCGCUGAGCUAAUCUGGAACAAGCCUCUCACCUCAGGCCAGAGGGGACAACAUCUUUUACUUCCUCUGUGUGGUUUCCUCUGCCCACAUUCCAUUCUCAGCCUCGGUUCUGCAGCACUCUGGGUUUCCUUCGGUUCUGAAGGUCCAGCUGGCCCACCUGGACGGUUGCGUCUUCAGUGAGGGAUAGUGGGGGGUGCUCUUGCUCACAGUCCUGGUGUUGAGUGGGUGUGAACUGUUGCUUGGCAGUGUAAGUGCCUUGUCCUCACCUUCUCCUGUCUUUAGGGACAUAAAGUUUGUACCAAGAAAUAUCACUCUUGGCCUCCCGUUCACACCCCAUUGACUCCCUCUACCCAGA
Messenger RNA from Mesoplodon densirostris (Blainville's beaked whale), 1501 nucleotides. RefSeq names its product stAR-related lipid transfer protein 7, mitochondrial-like. Bases 16 to 903 code for a protein of 295 amino acids. The transcript has a single exon. The record is from RefSeq and is a predicted model, not a curated record. NCBI's taxonomy places the organism in Eukaryota, Metazoa, Chordata, Mammalia, Artiodactyla, Ziphiidae. Gene Ontology annotation, molecular function: lipid binding.